UUUCUUAUAUAACACACUCUCUCUCAUUCGCUCACUCUAACCAUUAACUAACUAACCUCCCUCUUGAAGCAUGGCUGCUUCUACAUUCCCUCUCAAAGAUGACCUCGAUAUCGUCAUACCCACCAUUCGCAACCUCGAUUUUCUCGAGAUGUGGAGACCCUUCUUCCAACCCUAUCAUUUGAUCAUUGUUCAAGAUGGUGAUCCAUCUAGGAACAUCAAGGUCCCUGAUGGCUUUCAUUAUGAGCUUUAUAAUCGCAACGAUAUUAACAAGAUUUUGGGCCCCAAAGCUUCUUGUAUCUCCUUCAAGGAUUCCGCUUGUCGUUGCUUUGGGUACAUGGUUUCUAAGAAGAAGUAUAUCUUCACCAUUGAUGAUGAUUGCUUUGUGGCAAAGGACCCAACCGGGAAGGACAUAGAUGCUCUUAGACAACACAUCAACAACCUCCUUAACCCUUCAACUCCCUAUUUCUUCAACACCCUUUACGACCCAUUCUCCGAUGGUGCAGAUUUCGUUCGUGGCUACCCCUUUAGCCUCCGUGAAGGUGUUCCAACCGCAGUGUCUCACGGUCUUUGGCUCAACAUCCCGGACUACGAUGCACCAACACAGCUCGUCAAACCUCGAGAAAGGAACACAAGGUAUGUUGAUGCAGUCAUGACACUCCCAAAGGGCAUUCUCUUCCCUAUGUGUGGAAUGAACCUCGCGUUCGACCGAAGCCUCAUUGGCCCAGCUAUGUACUUUGGGCUCAUGGGUGACGGUCAGCCCAUUGGCCGUUACGACGACAUGUGGGCUGGCUGGUGUGUCAAGGUAAUAUGUGACCAUUUGGGGCUCGGGAUCAAGACGGGGCUGCCCUACAUUUGGCACAGCAAGGCAAGCAAUCCAUUUGUGAACCUCAAAAAAGAAUACAAAGGCAUAUUUUGGCAAGAAGAGAUUAUACCGUUCUUCCAAGACGCCAUUCUCCCGAAAGAGUGCAUCACGGUGCAGGCUUGCUACAAAGAAUUGUCAAAACAGGUCAAGGAUAAGCUAGGGAAAAUUGAUCCGUACUUUGUUAAGCUCGCGGACGCCAUGGUUACAUGGAUCGAUGCUUGGGAUGAGCUCAACCCACCGGCUAAAGUGGCUGGUAGCAAGUGAAGAGAGAUGCACAUAUACACAAACGGUUAUACAAAUCGUCUUGGACAAGAGGGAGAAUAAUAAGAAAGAUGGUUUAUAUUAUCGUUUUUGUUAAUGUGACCUUCCGAAGACCCACUCGGACCAGAUUGUAUCGCCAAGCCCUGUGUGAUUGCACCCAACUCGUUAAUUAGCGUUUGUAGUAUUAUGAACUUUUUUUAGUAGUGAAAACACUUGGUAUUUGAAACUA
Molecule: messenger RNA, 1352 nt
Organism: Helianthus annuus (common sunflower)
Lineage: Eukaryota; Viridiplantae; Streptophyta; Magnoliopsida; Asterales; Asteraceae
Product: probable UDP-arabinopyranose mutase 1
Exons: 4
Coding region: 71-1126 (351 amino acids)
Biological process (GO): plant-type cell wall biogenesis; UDP-L-arabinose metabolic process
Cellular component (GO): cytosol; Golgi apparatus
Molecular function (GO): UDP-arabinopyranose mutase activity
Source: RefSeq, a predicted model, not a curated record